Molecule: messenger RNA, 972 nt
Organism: Penicillium riverlandense
Lineage: Eukaryota; Fungi; Ascomycota; Eurotiomycetes; Eurotiales; Aspergillaceae
Product: bZIP transcription factor
Exons: 3
Coding region: 1-972 (323 amino acids)
Biological process (GO): regulation of DNA-templated transcription
Molecular function (GO): DNA-binding transcription factor activity
Source: RefSeq, a predicted model, not a curated record
AUGGGCAAGUCCAAGCAAAUGAACCCUUCCCAGAGCGCGGAGAAGCGUCAAGCGACCGAGAAACGACGGCAUCAGCUCCGUGUCGCGCAGCAGGCGUUCCGAAAACGCAAAGACACUGCCAUAGCUGAUCUCCAGAAGCAGGUGGAUGAGCUGCAGGGCGGAAUCGAUGAUCUGAGCAGCUCCUUUCUCUCCUUUAGUGAGCUCCUCCUGAAGGAUGAGCACCUCGGGCACUCUCCCCACGUUGCGCAAUCGCUUUGGAGCUUAUCGCAGCAGUUUGUGGCGCUGGCGAAAAGAUCCAGAGAGGAAGACAAUGAAGACAAUGAUGUUGAUGCCAGCAUCUCUGGACCAGACCCCGAGAAAGAAGAUCAGUCGGCAAAGUUAUCCGCAUUGUCUCAAACUACACCUCCAGCCACACUCUAUUUCCCGCUCCCUUCCCCAGUCCCAUCUCCACCAUUGGAUUUGGAUAUUCUCCCAAACCCAACCUUGUCCUUCGCACAAAACCUCGUGCUAGCAUGUUUCCAAAAGGCACACCGCCUCCUCCUGCGAUCUCCAAGAACCAGCCUCGAGAUCCAAGAAGUUUUCGGCACGGCGCUCUCCGCCUCGGAAAGAGAUCGGACCGUCGCCUUGUUCCAGGAGAUUCUGGCCGAUUUCACGGGCCAUGCUGCCGCAGCGCGCACGAAUAUACUUACUCUCUUGCAGCGGGAAAGCAGUCCCAAGAACCCUGUUUUAUUUGAGGGAUUGCCGUCCAUGGCGCGGUUCAAUAGUCCAGAAUAUCUGCAUGGAAAAUGGGUGGAUGCGUAUGGAGUGCAGCGGAUAUUGUUGGAGAGUGGGUUAUUAUUGGCGGGGGUCGGUCUCGAUCCUUUUAUUCAGCGUCUUUCGCUGAUGGGCAUCUGUGCCGGGCCGGGGCCUGUCUUUCGCCGCGAGAGUGUGGACAGGGUUCUAAUCGAUCUACGAGUAUAUGAAACAUGGUGA